This is a messenger RNA of Lemur catta (Ring-tailed lemur), 2056 nucleotides long. RefSeq names its product iroquois homeobox 4 (gene IRX4). Lineage: Eukaryota; Metazoa; Chordata; Mammalia; Primates; Lemuridae. Gene Ontology annotation, cellular component: nucleus. Gene Ontology annotation, molecular function: RNA polymerase II cis-regulatory region sequence-specific DNA binding; DNA-binding transcription factor activity, RNA polymerase II-specific. Bases 1 to 1500 code for a protein of 499 amino acids. The record is from RefSeq and is a predicted model, not a curated record. The transcript has 4 exons. Gene Ontology annotation, biological process: regulation of transcription by RNA polymerase II; cell development; neuron differentiation.
AUGACCACCAACUCCCUGAGCACGUGCUGCGAGUCGGGCGGCCGCACGCUGGCCGACUCCGGGCCCGCCGCCUCCGCCCAGGCGUCGGUCUACUGCCCGGUCUACGAGAGCCGGCUGCUGGCCACCGCGCGCCACGAGCUCAACUCGGCCGCAGCGCUCAGCGUCUACGGGGCCCCCUACGGCGGCUCGCAGGGCUACGGCAACUACGUGACCUACGGCUCCGAGGCGUCGGCCUUCUACUCUCUGAACAGCUUUGACUCCAAGGACGGGACAGGAUCUGCGCACGCGGGCCUCGCACCCACCGCUGCCUACUACCCAUAUGAGCCGGCCCUGGGCCAGUACCCCUAUGACAGGUACGGAACCAUGGACAGCGGCACGCGGCGGAAGAACGCCACGCGCGAGACCACGAGCACGCUCAAGGCCUGGCUGCAGGAGCACCGCAAGAACCCCUACCCCACCAAGGGCGAGAAGAUCAUGCUGGCCAUCAUCACCAAGAUGACGCUCACGCAGGUGUCCACCUGGUUCGCCAACGCGCGCCGGCGCCUCAAGAAGGAGAACAAGAUGACAUGGCCGCCGCGGAACAAGUGUGCAGACGAGAAGCGACCCUACCCGGAGGGCGAGGAGGAGGAGGGGGGCGAGGAGGAGGCGCGGGAAGAGCCCCUCAAAAGCACCAAGAAUGAAGAGCCUGUAGGCAAAGAGGAGAAGGCGCUGGAGCUCAGUGACUUGGACGACUUCGACCCACUGGAGGCGGAGACCCCGGAGUGCGAGCUGAAGCCGCCUUUCCAGCCCCUAGACGGCGGCCUGGAGCGCGUCCCUGCCGCGCCUGACGGCCGGGGCAAGGAGGCCUCGGGUGCCCUCCGGAUGCCCUUGGCCGCCGGUGGCGGAGCCGCCCUGGACGAGGACCUAGAGAGGGCCCGGAGCUGCCUCCGGAGCGCAGCGGGGCCCGAGCAGCAGCCGGGUGUAGAAGGCGGCCCACAGGCCUGUGAGGCCAAGCUGGGCUUUGUGCCGGCCGGGGCGACAGCAGGCCUGGAGGCCAAGCCGCGCAUUUGGUCGCUGGCCCACACGGCCACCGCAGCGGCCGCCACCACCGCCCUGAGCCAGACUGAGUUUCCGUCCUGCAUGCUAAAGCGCCAAGUCCCCACCGCCCCUGCCGCCGCGUCCUCCGCGCGCGCCACGUCCUCGCCUGCGGCCCCGCCCCGCUCCGGUGCCCUGGACAGGCACCAGGACUCCCCGGUAACCAGCCUCAGAAACUGGGUGGACGGAGUUUUCCACGACCCCAUUCUCAGGCACAGCACUUUGAACCAGGCCUGGGCCACCGCCAAGGGCGCCCUCCUGGACCCAGGGCCUCUGGGACGCUCCCUGGGGGCAGGCGCCAACGUGCUGACAGCACCCCUGGCGCGCACCUUUCCGCCAGCCUCGCCCCACGACGCCUCGGCUGCCGGCGCCGCCAGGGAGCUGCUCUCCUUGCCCAAGGCGGGCGGCAAACCCUUCUGCGCCUGAGACUGGCCGAGCCCAGGACUGAUCUGGCGCUCAGGCUGCAGGCGCGGGCCACGCAGACUAUUUUUGUACCCAGUUUCCAAAGGAAGGCAUGAGCGCAGCCAUGGUAAAGCCGCCAACCCACCGGAGAGGGAGGAUCAGAACUCGGUCUCCCCGGACCAUGAACAAGCCCCGCGCGCUGUCACCCAGGUCCUCCCUCUCCACGGGGUCAGGAGUCGUCCUGGGCCAUCCGCGAACCCAGGACUGGCAGGAAGGGUUCUCCAGCAGAAGGGAGCCACCCUGGAGCACGGAGUUUAGGUCUAAAGUUUACAUGGAGAAGGCGGCUCAGUUCCGAGGCUCUGUUUCCGGUUUCCUUUGGGUCUGAAGCAUGCCGGUGUUCCCCCGCACAGACUGCUGGCCUGUCUACCUUCCGACUCCAUCCUCAGCACGUCGUCCUCACCGACAGCACUUCCACCCAGUUUACACUCCUGCACACUCCUGACUCGAUAAAGUUAUGUUUUCUAAAAUGUAUGUUCACGCCAAUAAUUGCCUGCUUCAGAGGCUAAUAUAGCAAAACCAA